Molecule: messenger RNA, 624 nt
Organism: Cyprinodon variegatus (sheepshead minnow)
Lineage: Eukaryota; Metazoa; Chordata; Actinopteri; Cyprinodontiformes; Cyprinodontidae
Gene: spata6l
Product: spermatogenesis associated 6-like protein
Exons: 7
Biological process (GO): spermatogenesis
Molecular function (GO): myosin light chain binding
Source: RefSeq, a predicted model, not a curated record
CAGGUAACAAGAACAAGAAGCUGCUGGUUUCCGUGUCAUUUCGCAUUUUUAAAAGAAGGCUCGAAUGUCCCAGAAAGCGCUGAAAGUCUGGGCUGAAGUCAAACUCGGAGCGGUUUCUUGUCCCGGAGUUCGUCUGUCAGCCAAAGAUGACAUUUUCCUCAGCUUGUUCUUCAUGGAUCAGCUCCAUCAGUCCGAGAGUCUUCCUGCCGUCUUUCCUCUGCUGUUCCACCAGAAGAUGACGUUUGAAAAGAUCUUCAGGCAUGCAGCUGAUCCAAAAGACAUCGCUCUGCUGCUCGAGAAGGAAACUGUCAGGAUAGAACUGGUGCAGCUGAUUCCUCCAGCUGGAGACACCCUGGCUUCCUAUGAAGAAGACGCUCGAAGUUUCUUGUUUCCAGAGCCCAAACUUGUUCCCCCGUUCUCCGGAUUGGGUCGAGAGGUUCUGAUGAUGAGAGCUGCUCACUUCCGUGUCACCUCCCUCCUUACUUUUGCUUUUGUUGUGGGACUUGUUACCCUAGAGACUUGCGGCGUCCGCAUGGCCGGCAGUCGGACGUUCUGCCUCGCCCGAAUGUUCCGCAUUGUUUACCAGCCUCUCUUCUUCACCUUUGCCCAGGUCUUCCUCCACAG